Messenger RNA from Macadamia integrifolia, 1644 nucleotides. RefSeq lists its product as uncharacterized. The record is from RefSeq and is a predicted model, not a curated record. Gene Ontology annotation, cellular component: PML body; cytoplasm. Gene Ontology annotation, molecular function: 5'-tyrosyl-DNA phosphodiesterase activity; single-stranded DNA binding. NCBI's taxonomy places the organism in Eukaryota, Viridiplantae, Streptophyta, Magnoliopsida, Proteales, Proteaceae. The coding region runs from base 97 to 1455 and encodes 452 amino acids. The transcript is spliced from 5 exons. Gene Ontology annotation, biological process: double-strand break repair.
CUCCUCCUAUUUCACCAAUCUUUUAUUAUCCUUUAUGCCUUUAUACCAUCCAAAUUGGCCGAUUCGACGGAUCGUAUUCCCAUUUUUUCAACAGCGAUGAUAUGUAGCCGCCAUUCGUGCACUUCCCAGUUCUCAAGAAUAGGCGAGCCGAAAAAGCGGUUUCCUGUAGCUUUCUACUUGGUUUCUUCGAAAAGAGAAAAAGUUUGCUUCUCCUCUCUCACCAUGUCUUGGGCUUGCUCAAAGUGUACUUUCCUCAAUCCUCCAUCGAAUAGUUUGUCUUGCCAAAUCUGUUUGUCGUCUAAUCCGUCACCCUCCUCGCCCUCUCCUUCACCAUUAACACGGUCUUGCAAGGCGUGUACUUUCUCUAACGCAAUAGGCAAUACUAGCUGUGAAAUGUGCAGUACCAGACCAAAGGCUUCUUUUCUAUCGAGAUUAGAGGGUUUGGAUUCUUUAGAAUCAGAUGAUGAAUUGGGUUCCUCGGUGGGUUCUGUUUUCUUGCCCUUGCAGUCCUGUAAGAGGAAGAAUCAGGACACAGUUGAGGUUGGUGAUAGCUCUAGUGAAAUGGGUAAGUUCCGAGGAGCGAAAUCGUCGAAGCAAGCAGAAAUCGUCAUAGCGGACAUGAACCAGGAUGAUUGUGUUAGUACCUUAAAAGUUUUGAGUUAUAAUGUUUGGUUCCGAGAAGACCUGGAGAUGCAUAAGAGGAUGAAAGCACUAGGGGAUCUCAUUCAGCAGCAUUCCCCAGACCUCAUCUGUUUCCAGGAGGUCACACCCAAUAUCUAUGACAUUUUUCAGCAUGCAAGCUGGUGGAAAGUAUACACUUGUUCAGUCCCAAGUGAGAUGGCAAACACAAGACCAUAUUUCUGCAUGCAGUUAAUUAAGCUACCUGUAAAAUCCUUCAGCUGUAAACCCUUCAGAAACUCUAUAAUGGGUAGAGAACUUUGUGUGGCUGAGAUUGAAGAUGUGAUGGGAAAGCCCUUGGUUCUUGCCACUAGUCACCUUGAGAGUCCCUGCCCUGGGCCUCCUAAAUGGGACCAGAUGUUCAGCAAGGAGCGUGUAACUCAAGCAAAAGAGGCACUUGACCUUCUCAAGGAUGCUCCUAAUGUAAUAUUUGGUGGUGACAUGAACUGGGAUGACAAGUUGGAUGGUGAAUUUCCCUUACCUGAAGGGUGGGUGGAUGCUUGGGUGGAGCUAAGGCCUAGGGAGAAUGGAUGGACAUAUGAUACCAAGUCCAACCAGAUGCUGUCUGGUAACAGGACACUGCAGAAGCGAUUAGACCGAUUUGUGUGCAAGUUACGUGAUUUUAAAACAAGUGCAGUUGAUAUGAUUGGGAUGGAAGCUAUACCAGGACUGACUUAUUGUAAGGAGAAAAAAGUGAGGAAAGAAUUGCAGAAAUUGGUGCUCCCUGUUUUGCCUAGUGACCAUUAUGGCUUACUCUUAACAUUCAGCAACCAGUAAUGAUGCACUGGUUUGUGAAAUUACUGACAUAGUGAUCUUCUUCCUUCUUUUUGUGAGUAUGGUUGGUCUCUGUUAAAAGGAUAUGUAAAGGGGUUAAGACUUCAUUUCAUGUGUUCCUUUUUCUCUCCCCCUACUUUUGAGACAUUAAGAAUUUAUGAAUUACACUUUAGAUGAGUUGCAAUUUGCUCA